Striga asiatica is the source of this 303-nucleotide messenger RNA. Lineage: Eukaryota; Viridiplantae; Streptophyta; Magnoliopsida; Lamiales; Orobanchaceae. The record is from the annotation of a GenBank genome assembly.
AUGUCAAGCUCUCGUGGUGGUCGUGGUUCGAAUUUCGGACAGAAACGUAGAAAUAUCGACACCGGCCCAUCUUCGUCGAGACCUCCAUUUCCGGAAUUUGCGAAUCAAUCGAUACAUGUGGAUAUUCCCGGUGUCGCCGAUGAGAUUGAUGAGGCGAUGAUCGAGCGCAUUUUUGGCUCAAUUCAGCCUGAGCAACAAGAGCAACAGCAGCCGUAUCACGACCAUUUCGAUGAUAUAUUUGGAGAGUCCCCGCCGGAGGUUCAGCAACCGACGCAACAGCAACAGCCGGACCCGGAGAUUUGA